UGUAAAUAAUGUAAAAAUAACUUGUGUUGGAAAGUAACAUUAACUAAAUAUAUUCUGUAUAUUUUUAAGUAGAAAGUUUUUAAAAAAGUAAGAUGCGAAGAAUGCAAUAUGGAAUGUUAAGAGACUUGUCUGUAUUAAAAGGUCAUUAAGUACCUCAUUUAAUAUCUACUUCAUUUGAAUAUAAGUCAAUGUUUACACUGCUCCCCUAUAUUUACUUUGUGUAAAAUCAUAGCAUUCACAUUUUUGGAUAAUCUUUGAUUUUAAUGCAAAUAAUUGUAGUGGUCAAGUGUUUCACACGCUCAAACUUGGAUACAAAGUUGGAAUAAUACAGUAGUGUGUUUGUUUAUAACAAACAAUGCAUUCCCCACAGUCUCCGAUAGAAAACGGGCGCAGAGAGCCGGACUCUGAUGCUAUAAAAAUGUUCGUUGGGCAGGUCCCAAGGUCCAUGGAUGAAAAUGAUCUCACCAAAAUGUUUGAACAGUAUGGCCCAGUCUAUCAGUUAAAUGUUCUACGUGACAAGGUCUCCGGACAAAGUAAAGGAUGCUGUUUUGUUACAUUUUACACAAGAAAAUCUGCACUAGAUGCCCAGAAUGCCUUACACAAUAUCAAAACUAUGCCUGGGAUGCAUCAUCCUGUACAGAUGAAGCCGGCAGAUAGUGAAAAAAGAAAUGGUGAGCAGAACACUGAAGAAAGAAAAUUAUUUAUAGGAAUGUUAUCAAAAAAGUUUGGUGAGACAGAAGUUAAAAUGAUGUUUGCUCCAUUUGGCAAUAUAGAAGAUUGUACGGUGUUACGAGAUCAAAAUGGACAAAGUAGAGGUUGUGCUUUCAUUACAUUUUCAAGUCGACAAUCAGCUCAAAACUGUAUUAAAAACAUGCAUCAUUCACAGACAAUGGAGGGGUGUAGUUCACCAUUAGUAGUUAAGUUUGCUGAUACACAGAAAGAAAAGGAACAGAAAAAGUUACAGCAAAUGAACGCAAAUUUAUUGGCAUCGUUUGGAGGAGGAACAGGGGGUGGAGGAAUAAAUAUAGGGCCACAGUAUUUAGCGUUGUUACAACAAGCCAUGACGACUGGAAAUCUAGGCAUGUUUGCAAAUGUUGGAAAUUUAGGUUUAAAUGCUAUGAAUAUUCAACAAUUAUUGGCGAUAUUAGCUGCUGCCAGCAACAAUCCAGGCCUUCUAGCGGCGUUAGCUGCCCUUGCCGGCGGGAAUUCAAGUGGCAAUAAUUCGUCAUCGUCAAAUUGUUCGAGUGCCAGCAAUAACGCGGCAGGUGACGCCACAGGCAACAUGCAUCUACAGAACUUGCAAGGGUUGGCGGCCCUCGCAAAUGCCGCAAAUAGUCCAGGAGGCUUUCCCCAGGGAAACAACAUGGCGGGAAACAGUAUGCCAGCAGGCAAUAAUAUGUCAGGAGGAAACAAUGCAGCGGCAAACAACAUGGCUCAAACCCUGGCUAACCUGAUGCAGAACAUGGGCAACUUUAGCAGCGUGUUCGGAAAUAUGGGGAAUAUGCAACAAAAUAUGGGCAAUAGUGCUCAAGGCAAUAUGUCUGGGAAUAUGGGUAACAUGUCUGGAAAUAUGAGUAAUGGUAUGGGUAACAAUAUGGGAAAUAUGGGUAGAAAUAUGGGCGGGAUGAACGGAAAUCACCAAAUGCAGACCGGAAUGAACCAAAUGCCAGUAGGCGGGGCUUCAAACAGUCAAAACCAAUCAGCCUCACUCUCUGGUUCCUUAUCAACAUCAAACAGUUCAUUAAGCGGCUUUGCGGGUUUACAAAAUCUAGGCAAUGGCAAUAUGGCUGCCACCAGCAUGUCCCCAGGCGUCACCAAUGGUACAUCCGGAAUGGACGCAUUAAGUCAAGCUUAUACCGGAAUCCAGCAGUACGCAGGUUUGUCAGGUUUGCUCAGUCCCGCUACAGCAUCAUUCCCAAAUGCAUUCAGCUCUCAAGCAGCCCAACAAUUACAGGCAGUGAAUACGCCUGCUGGAAAACAAACAGAAGGUCCUGAGGGAGCUAAUUUGUUCAUCUACCAUUUGCCACAAGAGUUUAGUGAUCAGGACCUCAUGCAGACAUUCAUGCCAUUUGGAAAUGUGAUAUCAGCAAAGGUCUUCAUUGAUAAACAGACUAAUCUUAGUAAAUGUUUUGGUUUUGUUAGUUAUGACAACCCGGUUUCCGCCCAGGCAGCAAUACAGGCCAUGAACGGUUUCCAGAUAGGAAUGAAACGCCUCAAAGUACAGCUGAAACGACCGAAAAAUGACAGUAAACCCUACUAGAAGCCAUCUCUGUAUUACACAUUUCAUAAGAAACAUUCAAGUGAUGUCGCUGUCCCUGUGUGCCUGUAGUCGUCAUGACAGCGUGUGUCCAUGCAUAAACGUUCUUCAUGUUGCCUCACGAGCACUAGAAGGCGGCCAUUGUGAGCAUCUCGUGUAUACAUGUCAGUCUGCACUUGUGUCUAUUUAUAAACAAUCUGGAUUUUAAUGGAGCUCAUUUUUUCCUUCUACUUGUUUCUUCAUCUUUCUGGUUACUAUAUUAAUGUGUUUUAUGUAAACAAAUUGUGGUAACCAUGGUGCAAGGUCUAAGAUAUUAACUGUAUCAUUUAGUCAUGUUGUAUUUGGGUUUUCACUAGAGUAUUAUGUAUAUAAAUAUCAUUUUUUUACACAAGUCUUGUGUAGAAGCAAAAAGGAAUUUGUGCUCUUUUACUUUGUUAUUUUUUUUCCCCUUAAUGUUUUUCUUUGUACAGAGUUUGCUUUUUGUUACAUUUUUGUUCUUAAGAAAUAUACAAGAUUUUAAUUGUUUUGUCCGAUAAAAAUCAAUAAAGAAUUGAGCACUGCCAUUACUUCAUUGUGUUAAUGCGAGAUGUAUUAUGCCGAAAUCAAACUAAAGCUUUUAAGUAUUGUUUUAUUGAGAUUUUAUUGACUUGUUAAAUAAGCAUGUAACAUGUUUUAAUUUCAAACUAAGAUAUUAAUAGAUAUAAGAAAUAAUUGAAAAUUGUCAUAAUUUUAUAUGACAUUACUUGACAUUACUUUUUUAUAUGGCAGGUUUUUUUUCCUUUUUGCAUGGUUAUUUCUGAUAAAUUUGUUUACCUUUAGUCCCUGUAGGAUAGGUAUUUAAUCUGCAAUUUGUUUAUCACCAAAGAUUUUUCUUUUGAGAUACAACUUUUUAAAUUAUAAUUUUUCUUUAUUUGGGCAGUUUUUUGUUUAAUUGUUUACAAUUUAAUUGCACAAAAAUGUUUCUACAAAUUUUGUCAUCCAUAUUAAGACACAAAAUUAUCAUAUACUUUCAUCAUCACAGAAUUUGAUCUAGAAUAUAUUUUGUUGCUAGGAAACAAAACAAAAAAGCCUGAAAAUCAUUUCAUUUAAACAAAAUUCAAAUAUUUGUGAUAUUGUGUUUUUUAACAUUAUUUAAUUUUUUUUGUCAAUCUUAAAUUUGAUAACAAAGAUGUUAAUAGUAUUGGACACAUGUUUUCUAAUCUGUUAGAGUUAAGUGUUAUUAUAAAUACAGCAUAGAUACUAUAAGUAAAUGUUUAAAAAAAUGUAUAUUUUUCUAAAGAUCAGGCUUUUACUUGUUGGAGACAAUCAUUAGGUUAGAUUUACAAAUCAUAACUUUAGAAUGUGAGUCUUUUGUAUUAUUUUAAGGUCAUUAAAUAAUAAAGUAAUUGUUUUUUUUGCCACUCAGAAGAAAUAAGUCCUUGCUUAACAGGAUUUUUUGAAAAUUGAUUGUAUUAAAAUGAAAAAAGGAAGAUAUUUUAUAUUUUGAAAUUAUAAAAUGGUAAGGGUGAUUUGAUGAAAAAAGAACUGGAUGUAGUAUAUAUAAAAUUUGUUAAUGCUGGCCUCUUUUUGACCUGGAAGAAGUUGUUAGUGGUAUGUGUGUGACAAUAUAUAGAUUUGUGUGACAGGGUUAAAUAAAAGAAAGUUUAUAUUAUUGUUAUUGUAUUCAUUAUACAGGUGUAUAGAGACACAGAAACUAAAAUCAAAAUGUAGAAAAAAAUGUUAGUUUUAUUUGUAUUGUUAAUGUCAUUUACUCAAAGAGAAUGUUCAUAUUCUAUCUAGACUAGUAAUACUUGAAUAAUAUACUCAUUCUGUAUACUGAUUUUUGGAAUGAUAGCAAAGCAACAAGUCAAUUUCUGGUUAGAACAUCUCAAUUAUUCAAAAAUGUUUCUCCAUAUAAAACUCUCCUUUUUUGUGUGAACAAAAGCUGAUUAUACAUGUAGAAUGUAGUUACUUAAUUUACAAACUUAAUAAUAUGUCUUUACCAAAGAUAAAUAUUUAUGCAAAUCUGUACAUACUUUAAUCAGGCCAGAAUAACACUUGCUGAAAUUUUGUAUUUCCAUAAAGAAAAAGUGAAAGUUUUUUAAUUUUAAAGCAAGACAGUGUGUUGCAAAGAAUGAGUAUAGAAAGGUAUGAAAUAAAAUAUUCAAGUUUUACUGGUGUUGUAAUGAAUGUGUUGUCUAGCUUAUGAUUUUUGUCAAGUUGUAUGUAAAACAGUUAAUGUACAUAAGAUGUAUACAUUUUGUUAUACAAACAUUAUAGAUACAAAAUCAAUCUCAUUUAUCAUAGACAAAAUUUUGUUUUCUUUUUUUUGUUUAGUUUACACAGAUUUUAUGUGAGGAUCAUUUAAUCAUUGUACAGAGAGCGAAAGGUAUCGUCCGAUAAUUAGCUUUAGUUUUAAUUAUUUUAGAAUAUUUUACCAAAGACAUAUAUUUAAAUUUGGUUACAAAAAGUGCUUAAAACACUGUUUUAUAGUGUGUCAGAGUAAGCUGUGUAACUUCAAAUUAAAAAUGACUCUCAAUAAUUGUCCCUUUUUAUAACUCAAAACUUACAUUUUAUUUUUGGUAAGUAUAUAUUUAUUUGUUGAACUUGUGGUAUAUGGUACAGCAAAAAACAGUUUGCUACAAUGUAUCAGACAUAGUGAAGGGGAAAAAAACCCAAAAUUUUUAUAUUAUGAGCUAAAAUGUUAAGCAGUAGGUAAAUAGAUUAUAGUCAAGAGCAUGACAGCAAACAGAUACUUGUUUUGUGAAGAAGUAUUUGAUGUAUUCACUUAUAACUGAUAUGAAAGGGAAUUGUAGUAAUACUUAGGUAGUUGCUAGGGUUUGUAGAUGCAGAAGGAAUUGCUUAGUCUAUAUUAAGAUCUGGUAAGUUUUAAAUUAACAAUAGCUUAAAGUUCAGGAAAUGAUAUUCAUAUUCAACUUCAUGCAGAGUACAUGAUUUUCAAAAUAUAAUGUUACUUCAAUUUCAUACUUCAAUUUCAUGAACUGUAUAUCUGUGAAGAUCACUUGAAUUUCAUCUCUGAGAGUUUUAUUUUUGAUUUUGAAAAAAAACAAACAUUUUUUGAUAACAUAUUAAGAAAAUUCAGAGCCGGGGAAAGCUGAAUUAUUCAAUUACAUAAUUGGAAAUAAUUAGAACUUAAUUAAAAGCUGAUUGUAUUAUAAUUGCUUUAUUUCAGAGUUACAGAAAAGAAUGAUAUUACACAUUAACCUCUUUUAUUAAAAGUUCAAGAAAUGAUCUGAAUUCCAUAACAGUUGCCAUAUGAUGAAUUCUUGCCUUAGUUUUCUUUAAAAUGUGUUUUACAGUAGAAAUGCUCAUAUUGUAGCAGUUAUUUCAUAUUAUCUUUUUAUUUUGACAAUUUUUGUUCAUUUUUUUUGUAUUAUUUUAAAAGUAACAUAUUAACUUUUCUAUUUUUUUAAAUAGAUCACUGUUUUCAUUUUAAGGUGAAACAAAGACUUUAACUGAAAGUAGUUUCUUGAAGAAAAGGGAAAAGUUGAUAUUGUUACUUGUGUAUGUAGAAGUGAUAGGGUAAUUUUUGUAUAUACAGAGUUAUAUUUCAUUAUAUAAGGAUAUGGUAUAUUUAAACUAACAUGGACUUGGUUGUGUGUGGUGCGGUAUGCAGUUUAACAGUUUUGUUUUAUUUGGCGCACUGAAUCCCCCCACCGUAAUAUUUGUAAAAUUAGAACUAAAAUUUUAUCAUCAAGUAAUUGAAAUUCCUAUUGUUUCAAUGCUAAAAGUGUUUCAUGCAACUACCCUUGUGGCAUGGGAUAUAAGAAUGAUUCAACAAAAACGACUUUUAUUUAACAUUCGAUACUUAGCAUCCAUCUAUAUAACAACCAGUGAAUACUGGUAGCUGUGUAAAAGGAUACCUAUAAGGUGAAUCAAAACAGGAUGUUUAAUUUGAGUUGGAAUGCUAUUUUUUCUCAAAUUGAGAGAAAGAAUGGUAGACACAUUCUAGAAUUUCUUUAAAAAAAAUAUCAAAAAACUUUUUCAUAACAUUUAUUCUUGAGAACAAGGUAGAAAUAAGGACAUUUUGGCUAAAAAGAGUUGUUUUCAUUGAAUAGACGAUAAAAGAGAGAGAUAAAAGAGAGACAGAAAAAUUUAAUUAUUCGAUUUUUAUGUUUAUUUCAAGAAUAACUGCUAUGACAAGAGUUCUGAAACAUAUCAGUGUCACGUUAUUAUAAACAAGUGUUGUUCCAUUUGUUAAGUGUGCAAAAUAUUGUUGCCAUGGUUUCAUAUUGUGACCGUGGUAAUGUAUUCAUGUUUCCGUGGUUACGCACUGAUGUCUCCUACACACAGUAUCUCAGGAAUAUAUGUCAACUUUGUGUUUCCCUGGUUACCAAACACGUAAUGGCUCUAUAAAU
This is a messenger RNA of Ruditapes philippinarum (Manila clam), 6615 nucleotides long. RefSeq names its product CUGBP Elav-like family member 2. The transcript is spliced from 17 exons. The record is from RefSeq and is a predicted model, not a curated record. Gene Ontology annotation, cellular component: nucleus; cytoplasm; ribonucleoprotein complex. Gene Ontology annotation, molecular function: mRNA 3'-UTR binding. The coding region runs from base 356 to 2260 and encodes 634 amino acids. NCBI's taxonomy places the organism in Eukaryota, Metazoa, Mollusca, Bivalvia, Venerida, Veneridae. Gene Ontology annotation, biological process: regulation of alternative mRNA splicing, via spliceosome; mRNA splice site recognition.